UCAACCCGUAGUGGCCGUUCGGGAUUUUACCUAAAGUCAAUGUGUAUGUCACACAUUGUCGAUAGCUCAGUUAUGGACCAGUUCUGACGUGUCGAAGGAAAAAUGGUUCGACUUUGUCCGUAGUUGUUUUACUCGGUAAAACUUGUCGGUGUACUCGGUAAUACUUGUCGGUGUACUGCAGACGUCAACCUGAAGCGACACUCAAAGUGACUGUCACCUGGGCACACCUGCAUUCCUUUUGUGUUUUUUUUUUUUUCUUUCUUUCUUUUUUUCCCCCAUAAUGAACUUUCGAUAUAUCUUCGGCUACUGUAUUUUUACCUCUUGUCUUGUUGCUGGAGAGUCUCCAAUCUAUGGACUCCAGGGGCAAGCUGUCGAGUUGAAAACAAACAUCAAAUCUACCCCUGAUGAAAUUCUGUGGAAGCGUAAUGGGAACAAAGUGUUAGAGUUUAAUGGCAUUGAGGAGACACUUUAUGGCUCCUUUAAAAACAGGGUUACUCUUGACUGGCAUUCUGCAGAUCUGACAAUUGAAGGCCUCACAUUUGAAGACAGUGGAGACUAUGAAUUGGAAGUGUUCACAAAGAAAAUAUUGGAUCGUACAUCUUAUAAAUUGCAAGUCAUUGACAAAGUGGCCAAGCCUAACGUUACCUGUGAGAUGCACAAAGAUGGCGGCUCAGAUGAAUCUGGAAAGCAUGCCACGCUGACGUGCUCUGUAGAAUCCAGACAGUUUCAGUCUUUAAUGACGUUUGAAUGGAGCUCAAAUGGAAAUGUGCAGCGUGGCCAGAAUUUGACGAUAUCUGUUGGAGAUGGGCAUGACAGUGAAGAGCACACGUGCACCGUGAGCAACCCGCUCACUAGAGCAUCCACAGUGUUCACUGCUAAGGAGUGCAACCCCGUUAAGGAGAACUCAACAACGCUGAUUGUCAUCAUUUGUGUUAUAUGUGCUUUACUACUUUUGGCUGCACUGCUCUUCAUCUUACACCGUAAAGGAUGCUUUUCAACAGCAGGGAAAACUGAUGUGGAGAAACAACCCUGUCGUGAUGAGGGAGUCAGUCGAGAAGGACAGCCUCUCAUAAACAGAGCCCCUACGCUGCCCUCUCAUCAGAAACUUGCCCAUUUACACCACAGGAAUACUGAGGAUGAGGAUGGUCACUCAGAGUUAGGGGAGCACUCUCCAAAAGGUAAUGUCAGGGGUCGUGUAAGUGAUAUAGAGCAAAGGACGACUCAGCAACAUGCAGCAAAAACUAAAGACAAGGAUGGUGGAAUCUCUCCCACCCAUGUGUUGAACAGCCCCUGUUCAGCCCCUGUUCAGGAUCUUUCUGUGAAUGAUCAAGAACCUGCUAAUGAAGACAAGCACAAAGACGCUACAGAGAAAGACGACUCUGAGAGUUAUUCUUCUGAGUCGGAGAAGGCAGAUGAUGCUUUAGCUGGAAAAGACAAGGACAGUAAAACUUCAUCUCCUCCCCCUGUAGGUCCAAAACCACGUCCUGUCCCUGCUGAUAAAGACGAGCUCAAAGAGGCUGCAGAGGAAGACGGCUCUGAGGGUGCUUCUUCUGACUCUGAGAAGAAGAAUGACGCUUUACCAGAACCGGUCAAGAUCCGAGUCAUCAAAUUAGAGAAAAACAAUCAGCAACACACACCAGCAGCAGGACAAAACAAGGACAGUAAAAUUUCAUCUCCUCCCCCUGUAGCUCCAAAAUCAUCUUCUGUGUCGCAUCCUUCUGUAAAUGACCAAGAAACUGCUGAUAAAAAUGAGCUUAAAGAGGCUGCAAAGAAAGACGACUCUGAGAAGAAGAAUGACGCUUUAUCAGGACAAAACAAGGACAGUAAAAUUUCAUCUCCUCCCCCUGUAGCUCCAAAAUCAUCUUCUGUGUCGCAUCCUUCUGUAAAACACCAAGAAACUGCUGAUAAAGAUGAGCUUAAAGAGGCUGCAAAGAAAGACGACUCUGAGAAGAAGAAUGACGCUUUAUCAGAACCGGUCAAGAGCCGAGUCUUUAAAUUUGAGGAAAACAAUCAGCAACACACACCAGCAGCAGGACAAGACAAGGACAGUAAAAUUUCAUCUCCUCCCCCUGUAGCUCCAAAAUCAUCUUCUGUGUCGCCUCCUUCUGUAAAUGACCAAGAAACUGCUGAUAAAAAUGAGCUUAAAGAGGCUGCAGAGAAAGACGACUCUGAGAAGAAGGAUGACGCUUUACCAGAAUUGGUCAAGAGCCGGGUCUUUAAAUUUGAGGAAAACAAUCAGCAACACACACCAGCAGCAGGACAAGACAAGGACAGUAAAAUUUCAUCUCCUCCCCCUGUAGCUCCAAAAGCAUUCUCUGUGAAGCGUCCUUCUGUAAAUGACCAAGAAACUGCUGAUAAAAAUGAGCUUAAAGAGGCUGCAGAGAAAGACGACUCUGAGAAGAAGAAUGACGCUUUAUCAGAAUUGGUCAAGAGCCGGGUCUUUAAAUUUGAGGAAAACAAUCAGCAACACACACCAGCAGCAGGACAAGACAAGGACAGUAAAAUUUCAUCUCCUCCCCCUGUAGCUCCAAAAGCAUUCUCUGUGAAGCGUCCUUCUGUAAAUGACCAAGAAACUGCUGAUAAAAAUGAGCUUAAAGAGGCUGCAGAGAAAGACGACUCUGAGAAGAAGAAUGACGCUUUAUCAGAACCGGUCAAGAGCCGAGUCUUUAAAUUUGAGGAAAACAAUCAGCAACACACACCAGCAGCAGCUCCAAAAUCAUCUUCUGUGUCGCAUCCUUCUGUAAAUGACCAAGAAACUGCAGAUAAAGAUGAGCUUAAAGAGGCUGCAGAGAAAGACGACUCUGAGAAGAAGAAUGACGCUUUAUCAGAGUCAGAUGAGGAGAUGGAUGAGGAUGCAACAUUUGCUUCCCAAAGUGAUGUCUCUGCCUCUGCUGACCAGCCACACCCAGCUUCUACCCCAAAUACUCCAAACAUGGCACCAAAAGACGAUGCUGAUAAAACAUAAAGAAAACACCAGCUCAGAUUAGGCGCUGAAGUGGACUUGAGAAAAGUGUUUGAGAGGCUGAGUCAUUACGCUCAGUGGGAUGUAUUAAGGUUACCAUGCAGGUAGAAGAGUCCUCCUCCACCACCGCUGAAUAGAAAAUGUAUAUAAACCAAAGCACAUGAACAAAUUAAAAACUGCAACUAACAGAAACAAACUGAGAUGUGAAGACCGAACAAGAAUUAAGCAAACAGAUUUUUCAAGAAGACAAUGCAGAUGGCAUAGGUGACCAAGAAAAACUGAUUCUCUUUUAAACACCCCUCAGUAGCAUCAAAACCGGACAACAGUAAUGUUGACAACCUGCCAAGGUCCCCUAGUACUGCACAUGCAAUCCCAGACCGGGAAGAAAAGGAACAAGGCAUGGCUUAACAGUGUCUAAGACGCAGCAGACGGGGUGGCACUGCUGAAGAUAGAAAAUGAGGACUAGGACACAAAAAGAUAAUAAAUGAGAGCAUUAGUGAGGAUGAAGAGAGUCAAAAGAAAUCUGAAGCUACUGAAUAAACCUUAAUCCAUCUGAGUAAACCGAAAAGAGAAAAUUCAGGAAGGAGGCAGAUAAUGGAUGGAUUCUGUACAAAGGAGUGUUAAAGAGUGUGUGUAGGACAGACAGUCCAAAGACAAAUAUUUGCUCUGGGAUUGGACAAAAUAUUUGAAAACAAACUGGUGGUUUGUCUGUCUCUCUGACUUUUCAUUUUCUUAUAAUAAAAAGCCGUGAUAUAAAGGAUCUCCUUAAAACUAGUUAAAAAGUGUGUUAACAGACAGCAGCUGGUGUCUGUUUUCAGCUUGGACUCAGUUUUAGGGAGAUGGUAUGCUCUGUUUGCCACAAGUUAAGUUCAGGAACGAAAAAGUAUUGCUGUCUAAAAUUGUUGAUAUUUGUAUUCUACUACUUUUACUUUUAACUUAACUUAAUUUUAAAAAGCAGUACUUUGUAUAAAUUUCAUACUAUUUUAUAUAUGAAUAGAAUAAGUAUAGGUACUUGUGAAGUUGUCAUUAUGCUGUGUUGCAUUUUGGAUGAAUGGGUGUUUUUUUUUUGUUUUUUUGUUUUUUUUUUGCUAUAUUAGGACCUUCAGGAUGAUGUUUUUAUGCACAUAGAGUUAGCCUAACCUCUAAAAUCAAGUUUUAGCCCAUAUCUGUCUGGUAUAAAAAAAUUAAAAACAUAUCUCACCAUUGUAAAUUAAAGAAACUUCCAAAUUUAAACAAUAAUUAUUAACAGUAUAGCAGCUUGUGACACCUACUGAGAGUGACUUCCUAAAUUGAACCCGUAUCCGUACCGUAUCCAGUAGUUUAUUAAUAAAUAAGACUUUUAAAAGCAGUUUAAAGGAAUUUUUGACACAUUCUUUUGCUCAUUACAUGUAAUAUUGAUCUGCAUCUGAAAGCUGGUUUUCCUUUUUUUAUUGUUAGGACAAUAGUUCCUCCUGUUGUUUUCAUCUUUUACGUCUUGCUCUGAUUUGAUGGCAUGAUGGAGAUUUUUGCACUGACCUAUAAAGACAAGUGUUCAAUUUUGA
Molecule: messenger RNA, 4503 nt
Organism: Melanotaenia boesemani (Boeseman's rainbowfish)
Lineage: Eukaryota; Metazoa; Chordata; Actinopteri; Atheriniformes; Melanotaeniidae
Product: nucleolar protein dao-5-like
Exons: 21
Coding region: 281-2965 (894 amino acids)
Source: RefSeq, a predicted model, not a curated record